AUGGAGGGUGAAUCUUCUUCACCACAUGGAUUGGAGUCAGAUAACAAUGAGACAACUGGCUCAGUGGAUGGAGACACUAAUGAGAAUUCAAAUGUCCGCUCAUUCGUCCCAAUUGAACUGGUUCCAACCGUCGGUAUGGAGUCAGUUGAUGAUAUUUUACAAGGUGCAGAAAUACUUGUUGAAGAGGAACAAGUGAUGCAAAAUGAAGAGUUGGCUCAAUCCAGUAAUCUUGACACAGAUCUCGAAGUGAUCAACAUUGGGAAAGCUAAGGGUAUUAAAGUGAGGCCAAAACCUACAUCAAGUAAGAGAUUGAAAAGUGGUUUAGAGAAGAAUGCAAGUUUUGCUUAUGCUGAUACACAUAAGGUCCAUAUGGGGACAAGCGAACAUAACUUUGCUGCUAAUCCAGCUACAAGCACAAUGCGGAUGACUGAUUUACUUAUGGCACAACAAAUUCCUGAUUUUAAUCAAUCUGGGAUUGGUGAAUAUUUGGGAGAAAAACAAUUCAGUGGUUUUGACAAUUUUGGGAUUGGAGACAAUCUGGGAAGUGUUCACUGUGACGAGAAGUGUGGUUGUUCAUUUCAAUGUCUUGGAGGCAUAUGUUGUACUUGCAGGGGAAAUGAUAAGGAGUGA
This is a messenger RNA of Oldenlandia corymbosa var. corymbosa, 630 nucleotides long. NCBI's taxonomy places the organism in Eukaryota, Viridiplantae, Streptophyta, Magnoliopsida, Gentianales, Rubiaceae. The record is from the annotation of a GenBank genome assembly.